AUGGUGGAUUUGAUUUUUGGUGCGAAGCUGACCGUUGAUGUUUUCAAUGGCCAUGAUUCGAUUAGUGGAGAACGUCCCCUUGGUGAUGACAAAUGGAGACGUUUUGAGAAUACUUUUGCUAUUCCAAAGAAUUGCAGUGCAGAAAGAAUUCAUGCCAAAUUUACAGGUAAUCGUCUUAGUCUUAUAUUGCCAAAGGCAGUAGUAACUCAGGAUCCUCCACCAGCUACAACACAACAAUCGGUAGCGAGUCCAAAAUCCAGGAAUGACAAGGAACAAGUAGCUGAUAGCGCUAAAGAAGUGUCAGAAGAGAAGAACAAUCAAGGCAACGUAACAGAUGAUGCUAAGAAAGAAGCAAAUGUAGCUGGUGGUGAAUCUGUUGGUGCCCAGACUGUGAUUGGAAGCAAGGACGACAGUGCAGCAUCCGCUACUGGUCUUGCUUCUGUGUUGAAGAAGCCAAGGCGCGUGGCUUUCAGUGUUAYCAUAACCAUUGCUGUGCUGGUGGGUCUAGGGAUUUAUGCAGCACAGAAACUCAGAUCUUCUGAAGGGGUUGAAAACUAG
Messenger RNA from Nelumbo nucifera (sacred lotus), 558 nucleotides. The record is from RefSeq and is a predicted model, not a curated record. Lineage: Eukaryota; Viridiplantae; Streptophyta; Magnoliopsida; Proteales; Nelumbonaceae.